UCAGAGGGCGCAGCCCCAGCCCCAGCCGCCGCCGCAUCAUGCAGCAGCCGCCGGCUCCAGCUGCUGCUGCCCUCUUGCUAGUCCUGCUGGCUACCGACUCCUCUCAGACUGUGCUGCUCCACAGAGCCCGAGAGGAGGCUUCCCAGUUCCUUCGGCAGAGGCACCGCCGAGCCUACCAGAUCUUCGAAGAGACCAAGCAAGGCCAUCUGGAGCGAGAAUGUGUGGAGGAACUCUGCAACAAGGAAGAAGCCCGGGAGGUGUUUGAGAACGACCCUGAGACGGACUAUUUUUUCCCGAAAUACUUGGCAUGUAUUCGGCAGUAUGGGUCACCAUAUACAAGAAGUCCAGAUUUCCAUACAUGUGUGCAUAACUUGCCAAAUCAGUGUACUCCGGACCCAUGUCAUAAGGAAGGUACAGCAAAAUGUGAAGACAUGAAAGGUGGAUACCAUUGCCAUUGCAGAAAAGGCUGGCAAGGAGAAAGAUGUGAGAAAGAUAUUAAUGAAUGUGCUGAUCAGAAUGGUGGCUGUAAACAGACAUGUUACAACAAGCUAGGCAGCUAUCACUGUUCUUGUUAUAAUGGCUAUGCUCUUAUGAAGGACAGUAAAACUUGUGAAGAUAUAGAUGAAUGCACGGUAUCACCAGGGAUCUGUGGAGAAGCUCGGUGUAAAAAUUUGAUAAGCUCUUACAUGUGUGUCUGUGACGCUGGCUACAAUUACGAUGACGUGAGAAAGGUUUGCAAAGAUGUGGACGAAUGUGAACAGAACCUGUGUGAACAAACAUGUGUCAAUACACCAGGAAGUUACAGCUGCCAUUGCAAUGGAAAAGGUGGAGUUAAGCUUUCCAGUGACAUGAACACCUGUGAGGAUAUUUUGCCUUGUGUAACUUUUGCUGCUGAAAAAAGUGUUAAAUCUCUCUACCUUGGAAGAAUGUUUAGUGGCGCACCUGUUAUCAGACUGCGGUUUAAAAGAAAACAGCCCACGCGACUGAUGGCUGAAUUCGACUUCAGAACCUUUGAUCCUGAAGGUGUCCUUUUCUUUGCUGGAGGUCAUCAAGACAAUACAUGGAUUGUUUUGGCUUUGCGCGAUGGACGAUUAGAACUGCAACUGAAGUACAAUGGAAUAGGUCGUGUGACCACCAGUGGACCAAUGAUCAACCAUGGAAUGUGGCAGACAAUAUCUGUUGAAGAACUGGAGAGAAGCUUGGUUAUAAAAGUCAAUAAGGAUGCAGUUAUGAAGAUAGCCAUCUCAGGGGACCUGUUUACUCUGGACAGAGGGCUCUAUCAGCUAAACCUAACUGUGGGAGGUGUUCCUUUUAAGAUCAAACAUCUUGUCCAGUCUAUUAACCCUCGACUAGAUGGCUGUAUGAGGGGCUGGUAUUGGGUGGAUGGCAAUGAUAUGACUAUCCAGGCGGCAAUGACAUCAAAUGAUAAGAUGCAGUGCUUUGCAGUUGCAGGAAGAGGCUCUUUCUACCCUGGCAAUGGUUUUGCUGUGUUUAAUCUCAGUUAUGCCUAUCCACUUGGCAGCAAUGAAACCAGGAAGCAAUGGGAAGUAAAAGUAAGCCUUCUAAUUCGGCCAGCCACAGAUACUGGGAUGCUCUUUGCCCUUGUCAGCAGUGAAGCAACGGUCCCUUUGUCCGUGGCUCUGAUAGACUAUCAUUCCACAAAGAAACUUAAACAACAGUUCAUUGUCUUAGCAGUAAAGAACACGGUGGUGUCCAGACUGGCAAUAAGCAUUUGCGAUGAACAAGAACACUUGGUUGACAUCUCCAUAAGCAAUGGCCAGAUUACCUUGACUGUAGAUGGAACUCCAGGACAGAGUGAACUAAGCCAUUCACAGCUAGAAGACAACCUGUCUCUCUUGGAUGAUUACCUGCAGUCAUCUGUAAAGACCUAUGUGGGAGGAUUGCCAGAUGUUCCUGUCACUUCAACUCCAGUCACCGCUUUCUACCAUGGCUGCAUGACGGUGAGAGUUAACAAGCAAACUCUGGACCUAGAUGAGGCUCUCUACAAGUCCAAUGAUGUCAUAUCUCAUUCUUGUCCUCCAGUAAAGACUGGCCAAUAGAUGCCAUUGCAACACACACACAAGUUUUAUAUUAAAAAAAAAGUCCAUUUCAAUGCUUUCCUUUUUAUAUAAAUAUAUAUAUAAAGAUAUAAAUUAUUCAGACUUCCAGCACUGCGUGUAUAGUUCUCUUGAACACUGAAGUUAUGUAGGAGCUACUGAAACUAAAAUGUCAGAUUAAUUAUUGAAAUAUUUCUUUGCUUGGGAGGGUUUAAAAUGUGUAAUAUAUUUGUAAAUAGUUGAGAAGACUAAUAUUAAUAACCCAAAGCUGCAAACUAUUGCCUAAGGUGAGUGGUUAAGAGAGUUCAUAUCUGUCAUGUGGCAACUGGUAAUAUAUUCUGAGUGGACUGGAAGAUUAAAAAUAGUAAUGUAUUUUUUUAUUACCAAAUGCUGCUUCCUGACUUCAAAAUAUGAAAGAAUAAAACAUACUUUUUUUUUUUGAA
This is a messenger RNA of Elgaria multicarinata webbii, 2500 nucleotides long. It is a transcript of the gene GAS6, whose product is annotated as growth arrest specific 6. Gene Ontology annotation, biological process: phosphatidylinositol 3-kinase/protein kinase B signal transduction. The record is from RefSeq and is a predicted model, not a curated record. The transcript is spliced from 15 exons. Gene Ontology annotation, cellular component: extracellular region. Lineage: Eukaryota; Metazoa; Chordata; Lepidosauria; Squamata; Anguidae. Gene Ontology annotation, molecular function: receptor ligand activity; calcium ion binding. Bases 39 to 2060 code for a protein of 673 amino acids.